This is a messenger RNA of Ostrinia furnacalis (Asian corn borer), 427 nucleotides long. Its product is annotated as trypsin inhibitor-like. The transcript is spliced from 3 exons. Gene Ontology annotation, molecular function: serine-type endopeptidase inhibitor activity. Bases 78 to 344 code for a protein of 88 amino acids. The record is from RefSeq and is a predicted model, not a curated record. NCBI's taxonomy places the organism in Eukaryota, Metazoa, Arthropoda, Insecta, Lepidoptera, Crambidae.
GGAAAAAGCUAGUUAAUAUAGCAGAAAUGAUUGUUUUGUUGCAUAUCUUUAGGUUAUCAUCUUGCGCCACAUUAUAAAUGUUUUGGUUCUAUUAUCGGAGGAGUCACUCGGGCAACAUGAAGAUUCUACUGCUGUUGUGUGUUCUUGUGCUGAGCACUGUUAGUGCGGAAAACCCAACAUGUAUGAUGCCGAUUGAAAGCGGCAAUUGUUUCGGCAAUUUUCCCAGAUACGCGUACACCAGAGAGCACGGAUGCCAGGAGUUUGUCUAUGGCGGCUGUGGAGGCAAUAACAACAACUUCAAGACCUACCAAGAAUGCGAAAGAUUUUGCAUGUUACCCCGAUAAGCUAUAAAAAUAAUUAUGAAUUAUCUAUAAAAUAAUGUUUCUGCGAUCAUAACUGUGUAGUGAAAUAAAAAUAAAGCAAUAGA